This is a messenger RNA of Venustampulla echinocandica, 1383 nucleotides long. RefSeq lists its product as uncharacterized. Bases 1 to 1383 code for a protein of 460 amino acids. The record is from RefSeq and is a predicted model, not a curated record. NCBI's taxonomy places the organism in Eukaryota, Fungi, Ascomycota, Leotiomycetes, Helotiales, Pleuroascaceae. The transcript has 2 exons.
AUGGAACGAGACGCAAGGCGCGGUCGCGGCCAAUGGCGGGGAUGUUACGCAUUUACAGACGUGACCUGUGAUGGGGGCGGCGUUAAUUGUCCCAAACGAACGGGUGGUUUGAAGAUGGGCUCGACAUAUUACUACUAUUACGAGCUGGACGAUGGCACUGAGCACCACGAUCCCACCAUUCCAUUCACAACAUCUUGCCCCUACCUUCCAGGUCAACCAGUCAACUCUGUCUAUAUCCCAAUCGAAAGAAAGCCUCUCCGCUGUCGCAGUGCUUCGAUGAGUUCAAUGGCGAACGGCGACGUCAUGACUAUGAAUCCCGCCGAUAAAUUUAUGACUCCACGACCCUCCCCACGACCACCCGUCACUCAGCUACGAUUGAAUACAUCGCCGUCGUUGCCCACAAUGAAACGAUCUGCUCGUUCCAUUUCGCCCAAAUCAGACAAAUCAUCGUGGUCACCCAGGGCAUUUUUUGGCCUUCGAUCACCUCCUAUGACCUCGGUAUACGACAAUAGCAAACGUGGCCGAUCAUCCUCCGCAAGCAAGAUCGGGGAGCGGAGUAACAGUUUCCAGAACGGGUUUAUCCUUCCCCGAUCGGAAGACGCCCAGCGAUCCAAAACAUCGCUUCACAUGCGCGAAGCCUCCCCUCCUUCCCUCGGCCGACCUCAGUCCAGGGAGCCUUCUCCACUACGGCAGCAGCUGCCCCGCGACAGCAACAAUUUGAACAUCUCUACGCUCCUCAUUCCAGAUGAGAUCGCUGAGGAGGCCGAAGAUGACGAUAAUUUCGCCAGCCCGUUCAAUCGGACCUCGGUCGAUGAGCGAAGCCUGCCCACACAAUUGUCACCACCACCACCCUCGUGCGGGCGCCCGUCAGCCCUAAGAACACGUCCCGCAACUAGCACAUCCAAGCCGCUCCCAGAGAUCCCGGAUGAAAAGCUCAUGCCUCUACCCCUCCGUCUCCGAGCCGUCAUGUCGGCUGCCGAACUACCAAGAUCCCACUUCUCCAUAUCCACUAUCUCUACAGCAACAAGUUCCCCCACAAAUAGUCACUUUGAUUUCACCGAGAUGCGAUCGAUAUCAGAGUUAAAUUACGACGAGGGUGGCCUAGUGGCAGAUCUUGGAAGUGGUGAUGAAUUCACAUCUAGCCCAGCUUCGGACGAGGCAGACGGUCGAGAGUUUACAGGUUAUAGCUUGCCAGAGGAUGGCUUCCCUGUUACCAAGGAAACACCUCAAAACGAAGCGCUUCGCUCGCCUGCGAGCCGAACGACUUUUGGUGGGCCAGCGGCCUUUCCCAUGCACGCGGGGCCUGAUAUUGCGCAGGUGAGCGCGUUUGAAGAGUUAUUGAGCGAGGCUGGAUAUUUGGGGAAUAUGAUCGCUGGGAAAUAA